CUGCGCGUUUGUUUAUAGUGAGUGAAUGAGGUGCGGACAGCACACACGUCUCACUGCGCAUCUUUACGCUUCAGUCCCAUCUGUCCACAUUACAGUAAAGUGGAAUAACAAUCUCUAGAACGAAGAAAGGGGAGAGGGAAAUAACAUUCGAGCUUCAAAGGUGAUGUGACAGAAGACACUCUGUACUGACAGACUAGAGGAAGCUGGAGAUGAGGAUUGUGGGAUUGUGGAGGACUGGGCGAUACAGUCCACUGCUGGUCGCUCUGCUCCAGUUGGUGUUGCCUCUUGUGUGGUCCGAUAAUUCAGAAGGUCAAAAUAUACCACGACUACAGCUCUCUCAUACAGAUCUCAGGUCGAAGAACAGCUCUGCCGUGUUUUGGGAUGGUGCAGAAGGUGGAGCGUACCAGGCUUUACUGCUGGAUGAAGAUCGCGGAUGGCUGCUGGUCGGAGGCCGAGACCACAUUUACAUGUUGAACUCUGACAGCCUCGUCCAACCGGCACGCAAGAUCCACUGGCCAGCUGCGCAGGAACACGUCGAACGCUGCAAAUAUGCUGGAAAGAAUCUGACGACAGACUGUGCCAAUUACGUCAGACUCCUACAGCCUUUCAACAAAACCCAUGUGUAUGUGUGCGGGACCGGCGCUUUUCACCCACAAUGCACUUAUGUUGACCUCGGACACAAUCUUGAGAAACCCACGUUCCGCCUCCUCAGCCACGCUGUAGAAUCCGGGCGAGGAAAAUGUCCCUUCAGUCCGCAAGAACCAUUUACCGCCCGACUGACAGAUGGAGAUCUGUACGCCGGGACAUCGGUGGACUUCAUGGGAAUGAACGCUGCCAUUUUUCGCACAUCUGUGCAUAGCGACAAUCAACAUUAUAUUCGUACCGAAGCUUACCAGGACCACUGGCUAAAUGAGCCGGAGUUUGUUUGAUCAUAUCCCAUCCCUGACACGCACAGCUUGGAUGAUGACAAGGUCUACUUCUUCUUUAAAGAGACCGCUGUGGAGUCCAACCAACUCGACAAGCGCGUCUACAGUCGAGUGGCCCGCGUCUGCAAGAAUGACAUCGGAGGAAAGAGAAGUUUAAUAAAUCGCUGGAGCACCUUCCUAAAAGCCAGACUGGUGUGUUCAGUACCAGGACCUGGAGGCAUGGACACACACUUUGAUGAACUGCAGGACAUUUUCCUCCUGGAGACCAAAGAUCCGCAAAAUCCAGUCAUCUAUGGCGUCUUCUCCACUUCCAGUUCUGUGUUUAGAGGCUCGGCUGUGUGCGUCUACUCCAUGGCCUCCAUCAGAGCCGCCUUCAAUGGGCCUUUCGCACACAAGGAGGGGCCUGAUUAUCGCUGGAUGGAGUACAAGGGGAAAAUCCCUUAUCCACGACCAGGGACGUGUCCCAGCGAGACCUAUGAUCCUUUGCACAAGUCCACCCGUGAUUUCCCAGAUGACGUUAUGAGCUUCAUGAGGUCUCAUCAGCUUAUGUGGGAGCCGGUGGUACCCAUCCACAGACGACCCUUCUUCACCCGGAUCAACACACCAUACGGGCUGAAGAAACUUGUGGUUGACAGGGUGGAUGCAGAGGAUGGACAGUAUGAUGUCUUGCACCUGGGAACAGAUGAUGGUAAGGUGCUGAAGGUGGUCUCCAUACCUAAAGAGAACUGGGAGACUGAAGAAAUCAUUUUAGAGGAGCUCAAAGUGUUCAAGUCUCAGACCCCAGUUGUGAACCUGGAGCUCUCCACCAAAAGACAAGUGUUGUUUGUGAGCAGCGAUGAAGGUGUCGUCCAGCUGCCCGUUCAACGGUGUGAUCUGUACGGUAAAGCUUGUGUAGACUGCUGUCUAGCUCGAGAUCCAUACUGCGCUUGGGAUGGCUCCUCGUGCACCAACUACUUCCCCAGCAACAAAAGGCGCGCCCGGAGACAGGAUGUGAGGUACGGAGACCCCUGGAGCCAGUGUCAGGACAUGAGAGAUGAUCAGGCCAAGCUGAAAAACAUUUACGGUGUGGAGGGAAACUCAAGUUUCCUGGAAUGUAUCCCGAGGUCACCGCAGGCAUCGAUCAAGUGGAUAAUGCAGCCAACCCACAGUCAAUACAGCAAAGAGUUGGUCGCAGGUGAGGAAAACCUAAUCCACAUGCAACGUGGGCUCCUCCUCCAGCGUUUAUCAUCUGUCAACGCUGGGCUGUACAUGUGCGUAGCCUACGAACAUUCUUUCUCCCGCACGUUAGCCCGCUACGAGCUGCACGUCAUUCCCCAGAACCACAUGUCAAGAUCGCAAAACGCUCGACCGUCUGACUCGAAACCUGAUGGGAAUUAUGCGGCCUUGCCACGAAGCUUCAAAGAACUCCAUUUGAUGGGAGUCAGCGGGUUAACGGCAGAUGAGUACUGCGAACAGCUCUGGUACCGCGAAAAACGCAGACAACAAAAACUACGUACGUUGAAGUGGAAGCAAGAGGCAGAAAAUCGUAAAGCGAGGGUUAGGAGGCAAAAUCCACCCUACGAACCUCUUGAAUGAGGUGAAACAGCAGACUUUUAAUCAGGAAAAAGACAGUUUGACUAUUUGGACGAAAAAUUGCUUGCUUGUAGCUUAAUCGUUAAAGCUACAACCAUCAACAGCUACUGUUAGCAUGACAUCAAAGGGCUACAGACAAAAAAACCCUCUGAUUUAUUUUUUAUAUCUGUUGAGUCCUCUCAUAUGUUUUAGCGAAGUUUUAUUUUGGCAGUAAUAGAAAUGACUGCCUGUGAUUUAGCUGUUACGAAUUGUAACUUUAGCACAAAAUAACCCAAUCGCUCAGCCUGUAGCUGUGCAGCUGGAAUGGAUUUGCGUAGUCUGUAGCUGUAACAGAUGCUGCAUACUUCACUUGUGUUAUUCUUAAUCUGUUUCUGUUGUUUAUUCAUUCUGUCUUUAAGUCCUCCUGGAAAUUUAGUUUUUACGAGUUCGGAAACCCUAAUUAUAACGUGACGACCCGGACAGCACACAUACACCUUGGAGACAUUUAUUUGAUGUCUGCGUUUACAUCUGCACAACAUAUUUUUUGAUUAUAUGCUCAUCUGCAAUACAUCUAUGAGACGUCUACUGUCAGAUGUCAUAUAGACAUCUAGAUGUCUGUAAGAUGUUUACGAUCUAAUGUAAUUAAAACUGCCCUUUCUAAGAUUAUCAGAUGUUUUUAAACAGCAGAUGUUUCCAGCAGACAUCUUACAAAAGUGCCUGUGCUAUCUGUGGAGCGAUUUCGUUGUUUCAACUUCAAUAAAACGAAAGUAUUAAGAAAAUGGAAAAUAAUACAAUUAAAAACAAACAAAAUUCACAUUAAGGGUCUCAUGUAUAAAACUUUGAGUUUGUAGGGUGUGCACGUAUUUACGCUAAAUCUAUUUUUUAUAAAUCUCAGGGUAUGUGAAAAAUUGCAUACCAUUUUAUGUGCUGCCCCAGAGAAUGAUGGGAAAUGUAGUUUUUUCAAACAAGACCAUCAACCAAUAUAGAUUUUGAAAAUUUACAAUGUAAACUGGUUGUUCACCUUGUAAAUAUAAUCUCUCCGUCCAUACUUGAAGACAGCUUUUGUGACUCGUUCUUCAUCUAUAACCUUUGACAAGACAAGCACCUAUGCUAUAACAGCUAGGAUUGCUUGGAAAGCUAAUUGUAUAAAAAGACAACCAACCUCACUGCCAUGAACAAACCUCUGCACAACCAUAAACUGACUUCUUUUUCCUUCACUAAGAUUUAUUAGUCCUUGUGUCAUUUUUUUAUUGAAAUGAUCUCAUGAGAAUUCAGAAGUAUUUUACAUGGGGGCUAAUUCGUAGACAUCUGAAAAAAGCCUCUAAAAUAUAUAUGAAUGGUCAUGUGAUUGUGUUAGGACUCUUGGCUCAGUCGCAAUGUUAUUUAUUGACUGUACCCAAGUGUACAAAUCUGACAAUGGCAGGUGCCUUCAUGUUGUGAGGAAGUUUGCUUAUACUUUCUUACACAACCCAGGACGUGCCCUUCAUAUGUUUCCUUCCUCACCAUGACCAAUCUCUUUGGCUCUUUCCUGAGAACAUGUUUGAGUAAAUAUGAUGCUUUUUUUUAUGACUCUUUGCAUGUCAUUCUCUAAAGACAAGCAAAUCUCUCUAAAACACAUCACGUCGCAACAAUUCAACCCACCUGAAUACAGUGACUUUGUGUGUCUUAGACAUAUUCAUGUGACAUAUGGGACAGAUAAGUUGAGAUGGCCCCAUAGAUCCAGCAGUGAGCUUUUAAAAUGAUCUUCACUGGCCAUUAAAUCCACUUCCAGGAUUCUUGUGUCUUUGUUCUUCUCUGUGGCUGUCGAAUGGAAAGUUGUGUCCUUGCCUUCUGGUUAAAUCCCAGAUUGUUUCAUAGUUGGUUCAGAUUGUGGGUCAUAUACAUAAAGUGAAACGUUUCUCGUCUGUUUUACAAUCUAUACACAGUUAGGUAUUAAGUAUCUUGUACUUUUUGCAAGUCAGAAUUUGACAAAACUUGUCAAAUACAUGCAUGUGCAGGUUGCACAUUUUCUUCUCAUAAUCUCAUUACUGUAAAGAACAUACAACAUAUAAUAUGUAAACAUUUCAUUUUUCUACUGUCUUUAAUCAGUGCUGAUUUCAAUUUUAAAAAUCAUUGUAUUACAGUUAACUGCAGUAAAGCAACUAUUUAGUACAGUAAUGUGAAAAUAUACUGAGAACAAUGAGAAUUAUUAUUUAAAGUAAUGCGAAAUCCAUCAUAUUAAUGAGACAUGUUAUAAAAAAAUAAUGACAGUGCAAAAACAUAGCAUUUCUCAUGGUUUUAUUUCAGGCACAAAAUAUCUUGUUUUUUAUCUUAUACAAUAAAUACAUUUUAACACGUUUAUGAACUCAUAACUGUAUAUUUUUACAAUGUCAAUGAACAGCUUUUAAGCUUAAUAACAACAUGUGAUCAAAACACAUUUAACGUAUUAUUAGUUAUUUAUCAGAUUGCAUAAAUAUGUUUUUUUCAACCAACUAAGCAAUGUUUUACAAUCAUGAGCUUUUAACAGCUGUAUGCACAACAGUUGUUUUUAUGUUGUGUUUAAAUGUUAGAUUAUGUGCUUGUAUAGUAACACACAACAGACUGUGUAAUUAUUUACAUGUAUUUACAUUCCCCAAAAUAAGCAACCUUUCUGCCAUAACAUUUUUCAAACUAUUUCUUAUGUUUGCUUAAUAGGGCUUAUGUGUAAGUUUUUUUUUUUACUGUCCGAGACUCUUCUUGUGUGCGUGUGUGUGUGUAUGCUAGGUAGCCUAAUUAGGAGUGUAAAAAUAUAACAGUAAAUAAAAUAAAAUAUAUUCAUCACUUUAUUUUCUA
Molecule: messenger RNA, 5288 nt
Organism: Triplophysa rosa
Lineage: Eukaryota; Metazoa; Chordata; Actinopteri; Cypriniformes; Nemacheilidae
Product: semaphorin-3D
Exons: 18
Biological process (GO): positive regulation of cell migration; axon guidance; negative regulation of axon extension involved in axon guidance
Molecular function (GO): semaphorin receptor binding; chemorepellent activity
Source: RefSeq, a predicted model, not a curated record